This is a messenger RNA of Dermochelys coriacea (leatherback sea turtle), 3696 nucleotides long. It is a transcript of the gene ZNF593, whose product is annotated as zinc finger protein 593. Lineage: Eukaryota; Metazoa; Chordata; Testudines; Dermochelyidae. The record is from RefSeq and is a predicted model, not a curated record. Gene Ontology annotation, molecular function: nucleic acid binding; zinc ion binding. The coding region runs from base 2880 to 3269 and encodes 129 amino acids. The transcript is spliced from 3 exons.
AAGCCUUUUGUGGUUUAUUUAAUAAGUAUCAGAGUAUGAAAGAAAAUAAACACUUAAUACACAUGAACUCUUUAUCUUUUAUGAUUCAUGUCUUUCCAAUAACAAAUACACACCCACUUACAUGUAUUAAAAAAAAUCAUGAAUAAUUACUGUGAAAUACCAGUUAAAACUGUAGUAUCACUUUUGAAAAAUGUAAUUUUAUACAGCAGUACAAAUUUAAAAUAUGAAUAAUGUAUGAUUAUACUACUCGUCAUCAGUGGGGAAAGUGAUAGGUCCUCUGCUGGACAAAAGCCUUGAAGUUUGGAGUGAGUUCAGUCAAUGCAAGACGAAGGCAAUUACACAGAUGAUUAUCAGUCAGAACAGAGCGAUUAUGGGAUUUCAUGUUGUUCAUUGUUGAGAAUGCUGAUUCACACACAUAGGUCGAGCCAAACAGUCAAAAUGUUAGACAUGCAUCCGACGAAGUGGGUAUUCACCCAUGAAAGCUUAUGUUCCAAUACGUCUGUUAAUCUAUAAGGUACCACAGGACUCUUUGCCACUUUUUCCAAAUGUUAAAUACCACCUUCCUCAAGUGUGGAUAUGGGGAGUCCAGAAAGUUUCAGCUGUAGUUUCAGCAUGCUGCACCCUUAGCACUUCAUUGGCAUGUAAAUCAGUAAACUCCUGCUUUAACUUUGCUUUUUCAACAUCAGGAAAGGAUGCUUUUGCUUGAUCAGACUAAGUGCCAUUUGCUUGUACCACGAAUGGAUUCCUUACACACAGGAAGAUGUCGUGAAUGCUUUCAGAUUCUUGAACCCUCUGCGGGAAGUUUUGAAGAAGUCUGUCCAGAGAUGAUGCCACCCGAGUUACAUCUGCAGUUUCCCAGCAGCUCAGCAGAGUUGGGAAAUGCAGCAUCUCCCCAGAUUCCAAAUCACUUUUGAAGAGACUCAGUUUGUUUUGAAAUGAGGGGACACUGCUGUUGAGAUCCGCUAUGUUGUGAUUUUGCCCUUGUAGCUUUAAGUUGAAAUCAUUUAAGUGGCCUGUCAAAUCAACAAGGAAGGCCAGGAUGCUCAUGCUUGCGGCAUCCCUCAAAAAUGCAUGUAACUCUUCUGCCUUUUUCCCUGGAAUGUUAUGUAGAUAUUCUUCCACAUGAACUUGAAUUUCCCACAGCCUUCUUAAUAGUUGCCCUCUGCUCAACCAGCGGAUGUCAUUAUGAACCAACAGGUCAUCGUAAUUGGCAGAUACUUCUGAAAGAAAGCUUUUGAACUGUCUGUGUUGCAGUGAUGACUUGGACUGAAGGAAGUUGACAAGUUUAAUCACCAUUGACAAUACAGUCGCAUACUCAUUGCUAAGCUUCGCACAAAGUUUGGUUUGGUGAAUUACACAGUGAUAGCAAAUCAAAUUGGGGUUCAGAUCUUGCAGGUGUUUCACAAGCCCUCUGUGAGUGCCGAUCAUUGCAGGAGUGCCAUCUGUUGCAAUUGACACAAUCUGAGUUACGUCAAGACCUUCAUUAGACAAAACAGUUUGAACAGAAUUAAACAAAUCUUUGCCUGGCGUGCAACAGUUAUGCAGUAUAAAGAUCAACAACUCUCCCCAAAAUUCUCUCCAUCAAAAAAAUAGACAUACAGUGCUAGGUGCGCUGUGUCCCUGAUGGUAUGGGACACUUCCACUGCCAUGGAAAAUUUUCCCGUUUUCUGUUUCAUACACAAUUGCUUGAAAAAGUCUUGUGACGUCAUCUGAGUGUGCCUAAUAGGGUUGUGUCUGAGAGCGGCAGUUGUCUGAAGGCGUCAACAACGUCUUUCUUUUCUGCAAAAAAGGAUUUCAGCUGUAGUAACCAUGCACUGCUUAAUAAUGUCUGCAUCUGCAAAAGGUUUCCUGUGUUUUGCCAUUAUCCACACACACACACCUCAGUGAUGCUUCAGUUACCUUUUCCUAAGCACAAGUAGCCUUUGAAAUAAUAUUUGUGCUCAGGAAAAGGCAAAUGAAGCAUCACUUGCCUUCAAUAUGUAUUCUUCAAUGAAGCGAUCUUGUCCGAUCUUAAUUGGGAGCCCAGUGGAUACUUGCGGUCAAAAUCCAUGUGCUUCAUUUCGUAGUGCCAUUUGAGGUUCCCACAUUUAACAACAGCCACAGUCUCUGUACAAAUUAAACAUACUGGUCGACCCUUUGGAUGUUGUGGCAAAACAAAACAAUAAGCGUCGGUCCACUUUGCUUUAAAUGAACAGUUCUCGGUGUCGACUUUCCUUUUCUUUGCUGCCACGUUUAACCACAGAUGUGGAAAGGGCUGGAGGUGGGACGACCUUGGCUCGCCUUUGCUCCUCCUGCAGUUUACCCCUCAUCCACGCAGGCCCUGGAGAGGGGGUGCAGGGAGGGAGAGGAGCAGGCCCAAGAGCCCUGCCCUUGUCGCAGGAGCAGAGGACAGAGAAGCGCGAAUCUGCCGCAAGCCACCCAACUCUGCGUCUUCUCCUACCUGGAUGGGGCCUGCUGGGGCAGGGGGAGCGAGCAGAGCCCGCUUCCCACAGCAGCCCUGAUUGGCGGCAAAGGAAAAAGCAGCCAAUCAGAGGAGGCUUCCCCAAGAGAGGCGGGAAAUACGCACUCCCCCCACCCCACCCCCCAGCAGCUGAGGGGGAAUUGUGGCCCCGACCUCGAGGAGCCCUUUUGGAUUUUGAGGGGGGGAGGGGGGUCAUUGCUGGGAGCCAAGGGAGGCGUGGCCCGGCCCAGCCCCGCCCACGCCUGCCCUGAGUUCAGCUCCCACCCUGGCCCUCUGCCUUUCCCGCAUGCGCGCUAGCCUCGCUGCCCUGACAGGAGCGGGGGGGAGGGUCGCUCUGUGAUGAGGUCACAAGCCGGCGCCGGCCGGAAGCGGAAGUAGAGGAGACAGAGGCGGUUCCGUUUUCUUUCCCAGCCGCGCCAUGGCGCCGCGGAGCUCCCGUCACACGGGCUCGCACAAGGCGCGCUCCCUGGCCCGCCAGUGGAAAGCGAAGCGGCGGCGCCGGGACCUGGACCAGAUCCACGGGGACCUGCGGCCGGAUAACGCGGCCAGGCUGCUGCACCAGGAGCCGGACCCCGACAUGCCCGGGAGCGCGCAGCACUACUGCCUGCACUGCGCGCGCUACUUUGUCGAUUUGAAUAGCAUGAAGGAACAUUUCAAAUCUAAAGUUCACAAAAGAAGACUGAAGCAGCUGAGUGAGGAGCCUUAUACCCAACAGGAGGCAGAGAGAGCAGCUGGGAUGGGAUCCUACAUUCCUCCAAAGAAGAUAGAAGUACAGACUCAACCGCUUGAGAUGGAGGAAUCCAGCUGAAUAGGGAGGACCAGCAAUUGUUCUCUGAUCCAUUAGAAAGCGCCCUUGUUUAAAGCCCCACUUUGUGGCAGCUUCUUUUCUGAGUUCAAUAAGUGUCUUUAAAAACACUCCCCCUGCAACAAGGCAUAAAAAUGAACUCAGCUGUUCUCAUUAAUUCUUCAGCAAGGAGUAGAGCGCUGGCCAGUGGAGACCUUUGGACCCUCUUGCUUUAGCAGAUAUUGUGCAUUAUGUUCUCAUUGGCAACAUGGACAUACAGUGCAGCUAGAGGUCCAGAAAAAGGAUGACCAACAUCCUGGUGAUAUUGACCUGAUUGUUACAGUCUUUUCUCUUUGUGUUAGUAUUUUAAGCAGUGGAUGCAGCUCUUGAGGAGUGUGAUCUCUCUGUAAUCAUCCAUCAAAUUAUUUUAAUAAACAAGCUGGCAGCUGCU